Molecule: messenger RNA, 2769 nt
Organism: Eurytemora carolleeae
Lineage: Eukaryota; Metazoa; Arthropoda; Copepoda; Calanoida; Temoridae
Exons: 7
Coding region: 916-2769 (617 amino acids)
Biological process (GO): sodium ion transport
Cellular component (GO): membrane
Molecular function (GO): sodium channel activity
Source: RefSeq, a predicted model, not a curated record
UAUUUAUUGGAAUAUGUAUUGGAAUAACAUUACGCCAAGGAUAUAACACGGCUUUUAAAUAUAUCCAGAGUUCAAAGUCAAUCCAUGUUCAGGAGAUAUCUUUGCAAGAAGCUGUACCAGAUCUUCAGUUAUCCUUGUGCCUAAGAUUUGAUGUUGAGGAAUAUCUUGCUACCACCACAGGAAUUAACUAUAUUUUAAAUUUCUUUAUACUAAAAGAGUAUCCUGAAUAGAACCUUGAAGUGUGGGCUAUGAUCACAGAAGACAAUCUUCUUAUUCAAUUUUUUAAUUCAAGACAGUGAACUAUUAAAGAAAUAUCGAAAAGUACAAACGCUCAUCAAUUUGUUUGCAAACAUUUAGUACAACCUGAAUUAGAAAUCUUCAACUGUCAAAAAAAACAAAAUAUCAUUCCAUUUAAUAGUUAGUAAAUACCUGUAAAACCAUAAUCGAUGGUAUUAAAUUUCCAUACCUUUAAGUUUUUACAAAAUUUUCAGAUUAGGCUUGGAUUUCUGGGCCUUUCAAACACUUGUUAUUUUUUUUAGACUGACUAUUUUUAAAUUUUUGCCUCUUAUGUUUGAUUCUUAUUUGUUCCAAAAACAUUGUCUACAUAUUUUCUUUAGUAUACAUAAGCUUUCAUCUUUUGUGUGCAUCCCUAUAACUCUAAAAAUUGAGAGUUUUUACUAAAAUGUUGUGUAGAAUAGGCUAAGAGUUUAGUAAAGGUAAAUCAGUAAAUUGUUUUUAUUGAUGAAACGAAAUGUAAAAUUAUGAAAAUUUGAAUAUUUUUGACUUUUACUUAAAAUGAAUUGUAACGAGAUAAAAAAGAUUUUAUGAAAUGAUGCAUCCUUAGUGUUUGAUUACCCUAAUUCAAUGUGUUUUUUCAAGAUGCUCUGUUAAUCUAAAAAUUACUUAUGUAUAAUUAUGUAUAAUGCUAACAUUUUUAUUUUUCAAGAUAACCAUUCAAACUGCUCAGAAGUACAAGAGAGCAAAUCUUGUGAAUUGGAUGAGGAUUCAAAAUCAGCAUUGCUAGAACAGUUUCUAGCACAAUCAGGAAGUAUAUUUAGGAUCUCUGAUCUUAUUUCACGAUUUGAGGCAGUUUUCACAAACAGUUCUGAUUGGAUAUCACAGCUUCAGAAUACAUCUCUAGACCUUUCAUUUAGGCUAAAAAUGUAUCCAUAUGUUGACAACUAUACAUUGCUUUGUCACACAUGGAAUCAAGAUUUAUCACAGUUUUCAAGACUGAGAAUAAAUCCUACCAAGAGUAUUGAUGAUGUUUACUUGUAUGUUCACAAGAAAGGACAGUUCCUUACUGAUUUGAGAAAUGGACUGUUAACCCUCACAUCAAUUGACCACAUAGUAGAUACUGAGAUAAGCAUUAAAGUCAAAAAACAAUUCUCAACACCAAUCACUCAAUGUAUGGAUGAACUUUACAGUUUUGACAAAUGUGUUGAAAACUCUUUAACUGUAAACAUGCAGAAAAAAUGCAAACCUCUCUUGUGGUAUCAACCUCAUCAAUUGUGUAAUUCUUCAAGAAAAACAAGAGAAGCAUUGAAACUGUUUCAAGCUAGUGCAGAUAACUGUCUACAACACUGCACCCAGGUUAAAGUGGACAUCAGGCUAAACCCUGUCAACUGGCUUCAUGUCCUUAUCAUACCAAAGCAUACAGAAAUGACAUAUACUCCAGGAUAUGUUAUCAAUAUUCCUUUAACUAUAGUUUUCUAUGAAAUGCAAGAAAGUUACACCUUAGUUUCCUUCAUUGCUGAAUUUGGAGGCUGGGUUGGACUUAUACUUGGAAUCUCACUUCUUGGAAGUGUUGAAUUUUUAUCAAGCAAACUAUUUAAGGGAGAUCAUAAAUCAUGCUUGAUAAGAUUUAUUGCAAUCCUGAAAUUAGCAUGUAUCGUAGGAGUCUUAUUUGUCCUUUUUAAAAGUGGUCAGAAGUACAUCAAUAAAGAUACAUCCACGGAUAUCAACCUUAAGACUGAUCUCCCUAAAAUCAGUGUUUCAAUGUGUUUUGUUGAAAAUUUGUAUUCUGAAGAUAUCCUCAACUCAACCUACUCCUACAUUGGUAAUUUGUCAGGGUUUUGGAGCAAUCUAACUAAGAUUAGUGAUAGCAUUGAACAGAUUAAUAUAACAUAUGAGAAUGGAAAACUUGCAACUGCUUAUGAUUCAAAAUCAAACCAAAGUUCUGAAAUUAUGAUAUAUUCCAUCAAUACACCACAGUUUGAAACCUUUGUUGAGACUUGUCAUACACUGGAUCUGAAACCCUGGAACAAUAUUAAGUUUGUUGACGUCAUAGCAAAGAAAGAACUGAGGGUGUUUGUUCAUCUAACCGGUCAACUUCUUAGACCAGGAAGACAGGGUUUCAGUUUCAUUAAUACGGAUACUGUUGACUUGUACAGGGAAAUUAGGGAAAACUUUGGAUCAGUGUUUACUCCAUGGUAUCUUUGUCAACUGGAGGUGUUAACAGAACAGCUUAUAUUUGAUGAUGGAUACAAUGACCAUAACACCUAUGAUGACUGUAUCUUGAAGGAAGUAGCAAAGAAGUAUCCAGAUUCAUACAUAAUGGAUAUUUCAAAACUAGCAGAAAGCAAGUUUCACCAAAAUGGCAUGAACUUUUCAGUUUAUAGCAAAUUGUCGGCUCAGUUUAAAUAUGAAAUUCAACAUAGUGUUUGCAAUGUUCCAAACUUAAAGCUGGAGCCUAAUUACAUUCUUAAGGACCAGGGGCGGAUCCAGCUUUAUAAAAAGGGGGGUCAAAGUCUGAAUAAUAUAGGGUGA